Molecule: messenger RNA, 1083 nt
Organism: Callorhinchus milii (elephant shark)
Lineage: Eukaryota; Metazoa; Chordata; Chondrichthyes; Chimaeriformes; Callorhinchidae
Gene: cfap96
Product: chromosome unknown C4orf47 homolog
Exons: 7
Coding region: 67-969 (300 amino acids)
Cellular component (GO): centrosome
Source: RefSeq, a predicted model, not a curated record
UUGACUGCAUUUUAAGUUCACUUAAGUAUUUGAGUCACAAUCUGAUAGCUCCACGCUAACAAAAUCAUGACUACGGAAGGAAAAACUGAUAUGGAGAGGGUCGGCCUCUUCCAGGAAAUGAGUUAUGUCACUGUCAAAGAUAACUAUUUAGACCAACAGGACAGGCCUUUCAAUGAAGCAGCAUAUAAAGGUAAACAGAUGCUGCCAGGAGGCUCGAAAGAGAAAUCGGCCCUUCAAGUAGGAUACUUUGAUCCUGUUUUCAUUCGGAUCUUUGAAAAGGAAGGAUACACUGAUCCCAUUAAGUUAAGAAGACAAUUUAAAAUGAAGCAGGCCUCAGGCAAUAUAGGCAAAAUCUUCCUUCCCAGUAAUGGUGACAAAAAGCCAUCGGGAUUGGGUAGUUAUUAUGGAACAAUCGGAGGCUCAGUCAAGGCAUUCUCUGCAGCAAUGAAGAAAAAGUCGCCAUUUGUUCCAGAGAAAAAAAAUUUCAUUACCAAUCCUGGAAAACUAGGAACUGGCUAUGGGUACACUAAUAUUACCAUAGGAAAGGACUAUGGCCAUGCUCCAGAUCCCUAUAUCGUAAAAUCAAAGAAGGUAGAAAAAUUUAUUGGAGGACCAUUUCAAGUAAGCAACUACCCUCAAGAUUAUUUUGACAAUAAUCCCUACAAGCUCACAAAACCUUUACCGCCAAUAAAAGCAAAGAGUGCCCCUGGAAAGGCUAUUGAAACACCUUUUAAACCAUCUUCUCUUCCAAAGAGGGAUGGUGGCAUGAAGGCAGGCACAUUUGAUCCUUACCCAUCUUAUUUCAGUAGCCUUAGUAGAAAGCUCAAAUCUGCCCCAGAAACGAAAGCGAUUUUCCGACCCAAUCCUGGAACAAAAAGCAGACCGAUUCAAAGUAUCCUCAGGACCAAUGUUAUCAGGUCCAUAAACUGCACAAAUUACAAGAUGAUCCAUCGAGUAAUGGCAUACUAAAGAUUGGGUGGAUAGCUGCUGACCGAUGGAAAGCCCUGUAUAAUAAAACAUCACUGCAAAUCAUCUUAAUCUUUAUUAUUUUAAUCCACUCUUUUAACCAUAGAAAUAGGAAAC